This is a messenger RNA of Balaenoptera ricei (Rice's whale), 1814 nucleotides long. It is a transcript of the gene STK26, whose product is annotated as serine/threonine kinase 26. The transcript has 12 exons. The record is from RefSeq and is a predicted model, not a curated record. Gene Ontology annotation, biological process: protein phosphorylation. NCBI's taxonomy places the organism in Eukaryota, Metazoa, Chordata, Mammalia, Artiodactyla, Balaenopteridae. Gene Ontology annotation, molecular function: ATP binding; protein kinase activity. Bases 319 to 1569 code for a protein of 416 amino acids.
GCGGCGGAACCGCCCCCAACCGCCUCCCCGGCCCGGCGAGCAGGCGGGUGGCUGGGGCGCCUCCACCUCCUCUUCCUAAAGCGGCGAGGAGCAGACGAGCGGCAUCACUCGAGCCCAGGUCUCGGCCACCGCCACACACGGCGCCCAGCGUUCAGUAGGAGGAGCAGCAGCUGAGGCGGCUGCCACAGCGGCGGGCGGGCGCCAGAAAGGCCCCGGUCGAAAAGCCUGGGAGGGCCGCCGACCUACCCCCGGAGGAGGAGCCAGUCGGAGCCCAAGGCGCCACCGCCGCCGAAGCCGCGCGGAGCAGCUUUCGCCUUCAUGGCCCACUCACCGGUGGCGGUCCAAGUGCCCGGGAUGCAGAAUAAUAUAGCCGAUCCAGAAGAACUGUUCACAAAAUUAGAACGCAUUGGAAAAGGCUCCUUUGGAGAAGUUUUCAAAGGUAUUGAUAACCGUACCCAGCAAGUGGUUGCUAUUAAAAUCAUAGACCUCGAGGAAGCCGAAGAUGAAAUUGAAGACAUUCAGCAAGAAAUAACUGUUUUGAGUCAGUGUGACAGCUCAUAUGUAACAAAAUACUAUGGAUCAUAUUUAAAGGGUUCAAAAUUAUGGAUAAUAAUGGAAUACCUGGGUGGCGGUUCAGCACUGGAUCUUCUGAGAGCUGGUCCAUUUGAUGAGUUCCAGAUCGCUACCAUGCUAAAGGAAAUUUUGAAAGGUCUGGACUACCUGCAUUCAGAAAAGAAAAUUCACCGAGACAUAAAAGCUGCCAAUGUCUUGCUCUCAGAACAAGGAGAUGUGAAACUUGCUGACUUUGGAGUUGCUGGCCAACUGACAGAUACACAAAUUAAAAGAAAUACCUUUGUGGGAACACCAUUUUGGAUGGCUCCUGAAGUUAUCCAGCAGUCAGCUUAUGACUCAAAAGCUGACAUUUGGUCACUGGGAAUUACUGCUAUUGAACUAGCCAAGGGAGAGCCACCUAACUCGGAUAUGCAUCCUAUGAGAGUUCUGUUUCUUAUUCCAAAAAACAAUCCUCCAACUCUUGUCGGAGACUUUACUAAAUCCUUUAAGGAGUUUAUUGAUGCUUGCCUGAACAAAGACCCAUCAUUUCGUCCUACAGCUAAAGAACUCCUGAAACAUAAAUUCAUUGUAAAAAAUUCAAAGAAGACUUCUUAUCUGACUGAACUGAUAGAUCGAUUUAAGAGAUGGAAGGCAGAAGGACACAGUGAUGACGAAUCUGAUUCUGAGGGCUCUGAUUCGGAAUCCACCAGCAGGGAAAAUAACACUCAUCCUGAAUGGAGCUUUACCACCGUGCGAAAGAAGCCUGAUCCAAAGAAACUACAGAAUGGGGCAGAGCAAGAUCUUGUACAAACCCUGAGCUGUUUGUCUAUGAUAAUCACACCUGCGUUUGCUGAACUUAAACAGCAGGAUGAGAAUAAUGCUAGCAGGAAUCAGGCAAUCGAAGAACUGGAGAAAAGUAUUGCUGUGGCUGAAGCUGCCUGUCCUGGCAUCACAGAUAAAAUGGUGAAGAAAUUAAUUGAAAAAUUUCAAAAGUGUUCAGCAGAUGAAUCCCCCUAAGAAACUUCUUGUUAGUGGCUUCUAUUUCAUAUGGACCCAGAGAAACCCACCAAAGCUACUUCAAGCUUAACUAUGCUUAACUCAUGAGCUCCACGUGCCUUUUGGAUCUUUGCAACAUUGAAGAUUUGGAAGAAGCUAUUCAACUAUUUUGUGAUGGUGUUUAUCAUUUUAUAUUUUAAAGAGAUUAUUUUGUAAGGAAUAAUUUUUAAUACUAUAGUUUCACCUGUAUUCUAGUAAAUGUUGAG